UCUCUUUAGGCCAGAAUAUGAAAAGAGAGUCUGGACGAAAGGUCCAGAAAGGGAACAUAGGUGCAGCAAAGGUAAAGAUGACACCACUCCUCUCCGACUUCCCGUUACCCCAUCAUUGUCUUUCUGACUGACAUUUGUGUUAAUUGCAGUAAUGAAAAAUGCCUGCAGCCUUACAAAGUCUAAUUUUACAGGCAAUAGCAGACGUCAUCAGAACAUGCCUGGGACCAAGAGCCAUGAUGAAGGUUUGUACCAAGACACAAUUCCUGCCCCUAGAUACUUAAAUCCUAAAGUAACUCCAAAAUACAACUGGUCUAACCUUUCCCCAUCAACUAACAGAUGCUGCUAGACCCCAUGGGCGGCAUUGUCAUGACCAACGAUGGCAACGCCAUCCUCCGAGAGGUGAGAUUUCUGCACUACAUUUCUCAUAAGCACCCUUACACUGCUUUGGAAGAUGGUGAAUGUAAACAAAUUCAGGUCUGUUAAAGUUCCCUUGCUGAAGCCUAUGAAAGACUAAAGAGCUUUAGAUUUAGAACAACAGUGUUUACAUGGUAUAUCCCAAAAUGUACUAUUAUGAACAAACACAGAUCCAAGUGCAGCACCCGGCAGCCAAGUCCAUGAUUGAGAUCAGCCGCACCCAGGAUGAGGAGGUGGGAGACGGCACCACGUCAGUCAUCAUCCUCGGUAAGUGUCCCGGUAGUGGAAGUAUUUCAUUUCACGUUGAUGAUGCGUAAGAAUCAAUCCUCUAAGCCAUCGUACUGAGUGUGCACAUUUUAAAACAGCUCUUGGCUAACAUCUUGAAUCUUUUGUCUGUAUCUAGCUGGAGAGAUGUUGUCUGUAGCAGAGCAGUUCUUGGAGCAGCAGAUGCACCCCACAGUCAUCAUCAGUGCCUACAGACACGCCCUGGACGACAUGCUCGACAUGCUCAAAGACAUCAGGUAUAGAUUGUAUACACCUACAUACUCCCUGAUGAACACUCAAUUGCACAAUUUUACUCUCAGUUCUAUUGACCGACGGUCUCUGUUCCCUCCCAGCACCCCAGUGGAUGUCAAUGACCGGGCCCAGAUGCUGAAGAUCAUCAACUCUGCUAUCUGCACCAAGGCCUUGAGCCGUUGGUCUACCAUGGCGUGUAAUAUUGCCCUGGAUGCCGUGCGCACUGUGGAGUUGGAGGAGCACGGACGCAAGGAGAUCAACAUCAAGCUGUACGCUAAAGUGGAGAAGGUAAGCUUUAACGUUUGCAUGUAUCUGUUAUACGUCUUUCAGAUUGACAUCAAUAAGUAUGCCAAAGAGGUUGUGUGUGUGGUCAUUGGGAAAAUGACACACCAGGUUGGUUGAUUCCUCAUGGUUUUGCUAUGGUUAUAGGUGCCUGGUGGCUUCAUUGAGGACUCAUGUGUGCUAAAAGGCGUGAUGGUCAACAAGGACGUCACUCACCCCCGCAUGCGCAGAAUGAUCAAGAACCCCCGCAUCAUCCUGCUGGACUGCUCCCUGGAGUACAAGAAGGGCGAGAGCCAGGUACUGAAAACACAUGUACACACACUCAAUGUGUCAUUCACACAUGCACACAAAUACAUUACCAGCACACACAUGCAGUAUAAAUGUAACAGUUGCAGGUACUAUCCAAUAAAUGGUGUUCCUAUGCAGACUGACAUUGAGAUCACACGUGAGGAAGACUUUUCCAGGAUCCUUCAGAUGGAGGAAGAGUACAUCCAGACAAUCUGUGAAGACAUCAUCCGCCUCAAGCCAGACCUCAUCUUCACAGAGAAGGGCAUCUCAGGUACUACACACACAAAAUCUGAAUGUACAAUUCUAGAAACAGCUGUUAAUCCUCCAAAGCUCCCCCUGCACUGACCAGAGAAACUCCUCUCAUCCCUCCACUCUCAUCUCCCCAGACCUGGCACAGCACUAUCUGAUGAAGGCCAACAUCACAGCCAUCCGCCGCGUCAGAAAGACUGACAACAACCGCAUUUCAAGGUAAGGUCCAUUCCACACACGGUGUAGUAUUCUGAAGAUGUGGUAACUUUUUUUAAUUGUCUGUUAAAUGCCUUAAUGCUAAUAUCAUUCUCAGGGCAUGUGGGGCUCGCAUCGCCAGCCGUACAGACGAGCUGCGUGAGGAGGACGUGGGAACCGGCGCCGGCCUGUUUGAGAUCAAGAAGAUUGGAGACGAGUACUUCACCUUCGUCACAGAGUGCAAAGACCCCAAAGCCUGCACCAUCCUGCUGAGAGGAGCCAGCAAAGAGAUCCUGGCUGUACGUAACAAGUUCACCCCUCAUGCACAAAGAAUAUGGCAAGACGUCUCCGUUACAGCAGAAGGACCUCAUGCUAUCUUAUCACUCAAUGCUUCAUUGUGGAUCCAAACAGUGUUGAUAAUGUUUCUCUCUGUCCCUCAGGAGGUGGAGCGUAACUUGCAGGAUGCCAUGCAGGUGUGUCGUAACGUGCUACUGGACCCCUCUCUACUCCCUGGAGGCGGGGCGGUGGAGAUGGCCGUGUCCAAGAGGCUGAUGGAGCGUUCCAAGACCCUGACCGGGGUGGAGCAGUGGCCCUACCGCGCUGUGGCCCAGGCCCUGGAGGUUAUCCCCCGUACACUCAUCCAAAACUGUGGAGCCUCCACCAUCCGCGUGCUCACCUCCCUCAGGGUAUGUGUGUGUUUACUCUAAAAUAUGUACCUUUUUAAUUCUGUUGGGCACAGCAGAAUUUUAAAAAAAAUGAAUCUUACCCCCCCACCUCUAGGCCAAGCACACCCUGGAGGCCUGUGCAUCAUGGGGGGUGAACGGAGAGACUGGCACAUUGGCAGACAUGAUGGAGCUGGGCAUCUGUGAGCCACUGGCUGUCAAGGCCCAGACUUACAAGACUGCUGUGGAGGUAAGAGGGGCCAAUGGGCUGCUGUUGAAAGUGAUAUUCACCUCAAAUGUAUCUGCAACAAAUGCUUGAGACUAACAGUUUCAAAUAUUGUACAAGGCAUGGAUGAAUUCUGUGUUACUUUGUCAGUAGUGAAUGCAGUCAGACACCAUGCAAAAACAACAUAUUUUCACUUCUACUACUCUAAAAAGGAUGAGUGCUUCCCAGUGCCUCAUCUCCUUCACAUCAAAGUGAAUACAAUGAAACUUGGAGCACAUUUAGUGUCUAUUUUUCUUUUGUGAUUGAAUAAACAGUCACUGGUUUCAAAGUGAACCCCACUAAUGUAAUGUUGGUCUCUUCUUGCCUUUCAGACGGCCAUCUUGCUGCUCCGCAUUGAUGACAUCGUGUCUGGAAUCAAGAAGAAAGGCGAUGACCAGGCUGGAGGAGGACAGGGGGCCGAAUAGAGAGGGUGGGGAAUGGCGGAGGAAAGGAAUGGGUUGGUAGACCAGUGGGCAAACAGACUGGCAGUGUACAAGUACAGCCUACUGUUCUCUUGCGACACUAUUUUGCAAAAAGACAUAUGUUUGUCUGUGUUCUCAACCAAGAAUGUGUCGAUAGUCAAGCGUCACUCCGUAGCCAUGUAUCGCUUUUGUGAGUUAUUUUUGAUUUGCUAUAAAAUUCAAAUCGAAUGCUGUCUGACUCACUCACAGUUAAUUGUAUCUCUUAUUUUGUCAUGGCAGAUUAAAUAAACUUGAAUUUGUUUAUAGCACUGUAGUACCCAGUUAAAUGAAAACAGGUUAUACUGUUUUGAGCCUUUUGUUAAGGAUAGUUUUUCCUCAGUGAGCAACAGAUGUGGGAGAAAAAAAGAUCCUCUUCAACUUUAUUAAAGUUAAAUGCAUGAAGAAAAAAAACAUUGCAAUUCACCACAGCAUAUUGAAAUAAACAAGAUCUGCGUACACAACAGAUAAUAAAAAAUAACUUCUGGUUACAUCAAAAGGUUCUAUUUUAUCUGGGCCAUAACUCCCAUCCCUGAAUGUGUUGAAUAGGCCUUUUAGGAAGUCAUAAAACCAUGCAAUAGGAUGAAGUCAUGGUUUACCUGUUUUAGACUCAUGUUUGCAACUUUAAACUUGUCAACAGACCUUGCAAGUACAUGUAGUCCUGGGCUUCGUCUCUACGCUGACCUGAGAAGACCAUUCAAAGCAAUAGGGAGCCUACUUUGUAGACUGUCAUCUGGCCACUUCUACUUCUGUGGCUCAGUGAAUAUGCGAAACGGGAGCAAUGAAAUGCCUUUCAAGGUUUGCCUUUCCCUGCCCUGUACAGAAGCAUAUAGCAGUGUACCAAAAGCCUCAAUACACCCUAAUAAAAAAACACUCCUACUAUAUUCCUUGAUGGAUACUUUUUAAAGCUUGUUCACCUACCAAUGUAAAGGAGAUGAGAAAAGUAUUUCACAACAUUGGGUUAGUCAGUACAGCCAGGUUCCAAACCACUUGACCUGUUCUAGACAAAUCUGCAACACUGAAUAUAUCAAGCCAGUAGAAACAGCAGAAGAGUGUGGUGUCAUCCCUGGGCUCUCUCUCCAGUCUCUGGGUCGACACCGCUGUCCAGCUCUGGAGAGGAAAUCGGCACAGUCAUUCCAAAGCAAUGAAGGUAUUAGCAUGUUGAAUUUUUCCAAACUCUUCAACAGUGUGUGGGUAUGUAUCUUUUGAUUUAACUUUUUGAGCAUGAUAUGACUUUUUAAAACCUACGCACCUGUGACUGACACUGUUUAAUUAAGGAAUGAGUACAAGGCACAGACGGCACCUGCUGUUAAGUGUGUUGACUCACCCAUGCUGGCCUCACUGGGUGCUGCGGAGGGGAGGCGCCUGUGCCUGGCAGGCAGGCUGGAGGUUGGGAACCAGAGGCCCUGGAGCCAGUACAGAGGAUGGGGGGAGACUCAUGACCCCUGUAAUAGGGGCAUGGGGUUGGACCACCUCCAUAUCCACGGC
Molecule: messenger RNA, 4817 nt
Organism: Coregonus sp. 'balchen'
Lineage: Eukaryota; Metazoa; Chordata; Actinopteri; Salmoniformes; Salmonidae
Source: the annotation of a GenBank genome assembly